Molecule: messenger RNA, 3848 nt
Organism: Octopus sinensis (East Asian common octopus)
Lineage: Eukaryota; Metazoa; Mollusca; Cephalopoda; Octopoda; Octopodidae
Product: DENN domain-containing protein 1B
Exons: 24
Coding region: 168-3149 (993 amino acids)
Biological process (GO): endocytic recycling; endocytosis
Cellular component (GO): intracellular membrane-bounded organelle; cytosol
Molecular function (GO): phosphatidylinositol phosphate binding; guanyl-nucleotide exchange factor activity
Source: RefSeq, a predicted model, not a curated record
AAUCUCAUUCGGUCUCGUGUCAGUGUGAUUCCCAUUUACAAGAUGGUGGUUUUGUUAUUCAUGUUUCGAUCAGGGAUGGGUCGUUAAAUGAAUUGCCACCGUCUUGAGUGGCUGCUUUUAUUAUUUCAAGCGAUAAAUUACCGAGAUGGGUUCCAGAUUAAGAUCACAUGGUGGAAACUGUUGUUUUGUUCCAGGCCAAAUAUGAAUCUGCAGUUUGGGAUCAAAGAGAAAAUCCAGAAAGAAUAUUUGAACUUUUUGUAGAAAUUGGCAAGCCAUCGGGUGACAAAGAAGAACCAUUUAUUCUGCAACAUUACCCACCUAAUUACACCGAUGAAGGAAUUUUAAAAGAUGUUCCAAAGUUUGCUUAUCCUUGUUCAACAGAAUGUGCUGCCGUUGACUAUUUCACCUUUGUACUUACUGAUACUAAGAGUAAGUUUACUUAUGGAUUCUGUCGACAUGCUACUAGUGCUCAAACGUGCCUGUGUAUACUCAGUUCCCUUCCUUGGUAUGAGAUCUUCUACCGUUUCCUCAAUCUACUUGCCGAAAUCAGUAACCGCACUGAAAAGAAUGAUGUUACUUUGCUUCUUAAUGAGGCGUACAAGCUUGAUUUACCUGAACCUUGUAGUCAGGUGACAAUUGUAGCCCAGGAAGAGAUGUUUACUUUCACUGCUCCUGAUCCAAAUAAACUCCCCAGCAUUCCAGCGAGUCGAAAUUUAACAGAAUAUUACAAUGCAAUGGAUACCAGGAAUAUGGUUAAGAUAUUUGCAAGUUUGCUUCAUGAACGUCGAAUCCUGUUUAUUUCCAAGAAGUUGAGUCGUGUCACUGCCUGCAUUCAUGCAGCUGCUGCUUUAAUUUAUCCAAUGAACUGGCAACACUUGUUCAUUCCUAUUCUUCCAAACAGCUACACAGAUCUCCUCAGUGCUCCUAUGCCUUUCAUGAUUGGAGUACAUUCAACAAUGAUGGAAAAAACAAAGAAGAUGGACUUGAGUGGUGUGGUUAUUGUUGAUACAGACAAUAAUACUGUAACACAAGACCUACAAGACGAUGAUAGUCUUCCAGAUGAGAUGACUUCAAUUUUAAAGAAAAUGCUUAAAAAUGACAAGGUGAAGUCUUCAAUGCAACUUGAAGGAGAUGCUAUAUCACAAGCUUUCCUUAUGAGUUUAGUCCGGACCAUUGGUGGCUAUCGAGAUGCUCUAAAAUUCCAACCCAGUGAGAAGAUCACAUUUCAAAAAGAUGCAUUCUUAUUGUCAAGACCCAGUAGCAUGCGACCAUUCUUAGAAGAUCUACUUGAACUUCAGAUUUUUCAUGAAUUUAUUAACGAGCGAUUAGAUAUGUUGAACUGUGGCAUUGGUUUUACUGAUGUGUUUGAAAGAGAAGCCACUCUCCAUGCGGAUAAAUUGAAUGCACAUUCAAGAUAUAAAGAAUGGUUAAGCAAUAUGAAGAAACAAGGGAAGAAAUUACAGAGAGGAGGAAAAGAUAUAUGGGAUGAUUUCAAAGUGAAGGCAGGACCUGCUAUGAAUAAUGCUGUCCAGUCUGUGAAAAGCCAGAGUAAGAAAACGUAUACAGGGCUCAAAUCUAAAAUUGAAGACUUCUACAAGGAGGAUCUGAUUCCAGGAAGUAAUAAACUCACAAAUUUGAAAAUCCGAUCUGGAGGAAUAAAGCCUUCCACAAUUCUUGCUUCUGAAUUAAAGUCACUGAGGCCACCACGACCACCGCCUCGUAUAAAAUCAAGUAUAACUCGAGGGUCUCCAAAGAUCUACUCCCGUGCCUCUGAUAGGAACUCAGAGUGUCCAGAUUCACCAAAAGACCGUUCUAAGCAUUAUCGACUGAUCAAUGUUGAAGACAAGACAUCUGAUGACUUUGACUUGUUACGCAGCCAGAGGGUUGGCAUUAACCUUCUGGAUGAUCCUGAUAUUCAGAGUGCCAUCCGCAAGUCUGUUAGUCUUGAAGAAAUCACUCAUCCUAGAGAAGAAAGUGAUUUGUCAUCACUUGACAGUGGAAGUGGUACUCCAUCGGAAGGAGCCCAAUUUUCAUAUGUGGACCUGACCACAAUUGAUGAAUCAGUGGAGUUAGCCAGUGCUGGGAACAAAUCCUUACCUACUACAAUCACUCGACAAUGGUCAUCUCCAUCCAAUACCACUUUGUUCUCAAUGGAAGAAUCGGCUCCUGUUGGGAACAUUGACCAAUGGCAAUCUUUUGAUUCUCCCGAGAAAAAGCCUCCAGACAUAAACCACAGUGCUUCUCAUCUCUAUCCUCAACCAUCUUCUAGUGUCACUGCAACAAAAGACAACAUUCAGGAGAAGGAACAUGAUGUGAGCAACACCACAGUUAACAGUUGUGCUCCAAAGGCUCCUGCAGUUCCCCCUCGGCCCUCCGCUAAGACAGUUGCAAAUACUGUAGCAUCUUUUCAAGAUGACUUUGCUCCCAUGUUACCACCCCGAGGGAAAAGGGCAGAUUCAGAUUUUAUGAAAUUUGAGGAAAGUACUUCAUUUGACCCCUUUGAAGAUAAUUCACAAAAUCCCUCUCUGGCUGGACCAGAGACUGCUUCAACAACAAUAACUUUAGAAGGACCCCCUGAAAAAACAAAUUUUCGACGAAAAGUAGGUGGUACAUCUAUUUCCCGAACACCAGCAUUCCGUCGUGCCAAACAAAAUUCCCUUAAUAUUACCUCAGAGCCCCCUGAGGUUGUUGACAAUAGAGAUGAUAGGGUGAAAUCCAGUGACCCCACUUCAAUGUUUGACCCUCUUACCAAUCCUGAUGCUGUGGAGGUUAACUCCAGUCAAGCAGAAUCUUCAAAGGCAGCGCCCUCUGAUGAUGAAGAAUUGUUGCGAGAUUGGGACUUUCAUAAGAAAACCUCUUACAAUUGUAUUUCAACUGUUCCCCCUACAUUAACCUCUCAAUCCUCUGUUUCAGCUGUCCCCGCUUCUCCUUUUUUCCGAACCCCUCUUCAUCCUUCAUCUUCUCCACAACUCAGAUGUAAAUCAGCCAAUAUAAGAGAUUAUAGUCAGAUCAGUCGACAACGUACAAUUGAAGUUGAUACAACUCAAAGACCAGGCUCAAGUGACCUCUUUGCUGAUCUUGUUGACCUUCAUCGGGGUAAAAGCCGAACUCCCUCUCCUCAACCGAAAUCAUGGCAAGCUUUCCAGUAGAGCAUGUUGUUAAUGUUUAAAUUAAUUAAUUAUCUUUGCAAAUUAAGCUGACCUACCAGUUUUAUUAAUAAUGCAAAUAUAAUUGACAGUUUUAAUAAAAUAGUAAAAUAAAUUUCCAAAAUUUAAGAUUAAAGUUGAAAAUUGUUUGAAGAUUAAGAUUUUAUUUCAACUCUAUUAGAUAGAGUUCCAUUGGCCUCCAUAGUUUACCAGAGAAUUUCUUCUCUUCCUUUCCUUGUAAUUCUACACAAGAACAUAUUUCUAUCUUUCUCACUCAACUCUCCAAUACCAGUGUCAAAAUCUUGCUCUAUUUAGGAAAAUUCUGCUUAUAUUUCUAAUCAGUUUUCUCAUUCAUUCUGUAUCGAACUAAUACUAUCCCGGUUCUGGAAAAGGAGGUCUAUAGCAUUUUCCCCUGAAAUCAACCGAUAUCGGAACAAAGUACCCUGAUGAUUUACUUAAUUUAUACUAUGAACUGGCAUGCUUUUCACAUAAGCCAGCAAUGUUUCCUUAUGUCUUGUCACUAAAUGCUUUGUUUUUUUUUAUUUUUAUUAAUAGUUAUUUUUUGUUUUGUUUUGUUCUGUUGUUGAAACUUUGCUAUGUGCAAAAUUGAGAAACUUGACCAUAUAAGGAAACAGUUUUUGUGUUUCUUUAUCGAGUAAAUUCCAAACUGAUUGAAAUAAUAUUAAAAUUUACUUGCCUUUC